Messenger RNA from Phyllostomus discolor (pale spear-nosed bat), 1890 nucleotides. RefSeq names its product adaptor related protein complex 1 subunit mu 2 (gene AP1M2). Gene Ontology annotation, cellular component: clathrin-coated vesicle; clathrin adaptor complex. The record is from RefSeq and is a predicted model, not a curated record. Bases 110 to 1480 code for a protein of 456 amino acids. The transcript has 11 exons. Gene Ontology annotation, biological process: intracellular protein transport; vesicle-mediated transport. Gene Ontology annotation, molecular function: clathrin-cargo adaptor activity. Lineage: Eukaryota; Metazoa; Chordata; Mammalia; Chiroptera; Phyllostomidae.
CUCACCUGGGCGCUCACCUGUGCGCGGGCGCUUCCGCAGGAAGAAGGAAGCGGCACCACGUUCGUCUCCUGCCCUCCCCUCCCGGCCUCCGGGUCCUCCCGCCGCCACCAUGUCUGCCUCGGCUGUCUUCAUCCUCGACGUCAAGGGCAAGCCCCUGAUCAGUCGCAACUACAAAGGUGAUGUGGCCAUGAGCGAGAUAGAGCACUUUAUGCCUCUGCUCAUGCAGCGGGAGGAGGAGGGCGCCCUGGCCCCACUGCUGAGCCAUGGCCGAGUCCACUUCCUGUGGAUUAAACACAGCAACCUCUACUUGGUAGCCACCACACUGAAGAACGCCAAUGCCUCACUCGUGUACUCCUUCCUCUACAAGACAGUGGAGGUAUUCUCUGAAUACUUCAAGGAGCUGGAGGAGGAGAGCAUCCGAGACAACUUUGUCAUCGUCUACGAGCUACUGGACGAGCUCAUGGACUUUGGCUUCCCCCAGACCACAGACAGCAAGAUUUUGCAGGAGUAUAUCACACAGCAGGGCAACAAGCUGGAGACAGGCAAGUCUCGGGUGCCGCCCACUGUCACCAAUGCUGUGUCCUGGCGCUCCGAGGGCAUCAAGUACAAGAAGAAUGAGGUCUUCAUCGACGUCAUAGAGUCUGUCAACCUGCUGGUGAGCCCCCACACCUCCACCCUGUCUGUGCCACGGUCUGGGGGCAGGAGAGAGGACCCUCUGCCUGCUAACCCCCUAUCAUCAUGCCUGCAUCCUCAGGUCAAUGCUAAUGGCAGUGUCCUGCUGAGCGAGAUUGUGGGCACCAUCAAGCUCAAGGUGUUUCUAUCAGGAAUGCCAGAGCUGCGGCUUGGCCUCAAUGACCGAGUCCUCUUUGAGCUCACUGGCCGGAGCAAGAACAAAUCCGUGGAACUGGAGGAUGUGAAAUUUCACCAGUGUGUGCGACUUUCUCGUUUUGACAAUGACCGCACCAUUUCCUUUAUCCCACCGGAUGGUGACUUCGAGCUCAUGUCUUACCGCCUCAGCACCCAGGUCAAGCCGCUGAUCUGGAUUGAGUCUGUCAUUGAGAAGUUCUCCCAUAGUCGUGUAGAGAUCAUGGUCAAGGCCAAGGGACAGUUUAAGAAGCAGUCGGUGGCCAAUGGUGUGGAGAUAUCUGUGCCAGUACCCAGUGAUGCUGACUCCCCACGUUUCAAGACCAGUGUGGGCAGUGCCAAGUACGUGCCCGAGAAGAACAUUGUGAUUUGGAGUAUUAAGUCUUUUCCGGGGGGCAAGGAGUACCUGAUGCGUGCCCACUUUGGCCUCCCCAGUGUGGAGAAGGAGGAGGAAGAGGGCCGACCACCCAUUGGGGUCAAGUUUGAGAUCCCCUAUUUCACUGUCUCCGGGAUUCAGGUCCGAUACAUGAAGAUCAUUGAGAAAAGCGGUUACCAGGCCCUGCCCUGGGUCCGCUACAUCACCCAGAGUGGUGAUUAUCAACUUCGUACCAGCUAGAAUGGAAAUGAUGUAGGGGCUUGAACAUGGGCCUCCCUCUCCAUAGGCCCUGACUGCAGACUUUAGAGAGAGGGAAAGAAGGUAGGGAAGGUGUGUGUGAGCAGGCUGCUUGUUGGCUUAGCAGUUUCUUGCUUCCUGCUCCCAGACCCUGGGCCCCACCCCCCAGUCUUGUUGUCUACCCAUAGACUGGGAGGGAUGGUCUCCCUCCUAUCUCUGCCUUCCAGCUCCUACACUUCCACUUUCAUAUCAAGAGAGGAGGGGCUUUGAAGUCCCUCCAGGAGUGCCUUCUUGCAGUAACUUGCCUUAGGGGAUGUGGGGGCCCCUCCUCCUUCACAGCUGCUGAGCCCAGAGGCCUCUCUGGCCCACUCUUCUGCAUUUUAGGAUGGCAUUAAAAAGAUGAAUUUAGCCUU